Messenger RNA from Coprinopsis cinerea okayama7#130, 1323 nucleotides. RefSeq lists its product as hypothetical. NCBI's taxonomy places the organism in Eukaryota, Fungi, Basidiomycota, Agaricomycetes, Agaricales, Psathyrellaceae. The record is from RefSeq and is a predicted model, not a curated record. The coding region runs from base 1 to 1323 and encodes 440 amino acids. The transcript has 5 exons.
AUGACCGAACAGGAAACGCGUCGGUACACCAACGCCAUGCGGUUGCCUCUUCCCAGGGCGUACCCUAUGAGAAUCGACAGUUUCCAAUCCGUAUCCCCCAUCCACUUUCAUGCCGUCGAGGAGCUGGAAGCGAAACUGUCGAGGAUGAAACCGAAGAAGGGGAACGCGCCGUACGAUACCAGCCAGGCUAAUCGCGGGUACACGGACAGUAACCCAGAACCCGGAUUAAAGAGGGGACAUUUUGAGCAUAACAGGGUACUCUACCGCAUCCUCCAACGCACACUCGACCUCCCAAAAUACAGCGUACCAGCCGACACUCGCUGGACGCAAAACCUUCGCAUUUGCUCGCUCGUAUACAACCUUUGGAGUCUUGACCAUCGAGCCGUCAGUGACAGACGGAGAGCACCCCGGCUUCUGGACGUUGGAUUCGCAGAAGCGCGUGUUCCUGACCUCGAGUAUAAACCUGGGACGGGUGUGCAUCUGUCUGAUGAAAGGAACCUGGGUUUGAAGCAGGGAGCCGAGACUACUCGUGAGGCCUUCAGAUACGGUGAUUCCCACACCAUGAGCCAAGACCAGAUUGGAGACAAACUGCGAGAACUACUCCGCCUCGACCCACGACAACCUACCAUCCUCUUAAUCAUGGGCGAAGAUUGGACGACAGACAUCCUCGGCAGUCUAGGAGUUUUCUUCCACGUCGAAGACAUCCGCUCCCUGAUUUACGGUUCGCGUAGAGACACUCACCAGCAGUCCUCCAGUAGGCACAACGACUACGAUUCAAGACGAGACCGUCGACGCUCACGUUCACGGUCCCCUCAACGAUCAUACGCAGCAUCCUCCGACCCCAGACGGAGACCCGACACACGCGACAUCCCAUCUACAGAGCGCGACCGCCCACGACUCUACGUGAUCGAUGUCAAGGAACUGUAUCUGACGAUGAUGGAGGAAAGCGAAAUAGGGACCUACUCCGUUUCCCAGCUUGCCGAGCGCCUUGGACAUCAAGUGAACCAUCUAAGUUGGUGUGCAGGGAACGAAGCAGUACAAUUGAUUCAACUCUGGAAAGACAUGAUCUCAGGCGCCGCAAUCGACGAACAACGAGAACUGAGGCGGGACACCGUGACCAAAGCACAAAACGUAUUCGUCCCUCCGGAGGAGAGAGGAAAACAGCAGAAUGGCGCUUCUGCCGCUGCUCCAGAUACCCAGGACGACGACGGCGACGAUAGUGACGACCCGAAUAACUGGCAGGCACCUCCACCAAAACCUGGAGUCGCUACUAUCGAUCCUGACGAGUUUUCUGAUUAUGGGUCUGAUUCUGAGGAAGAUUGA